GUCUUCCUAUGUAUUUCUCCUCUGUAAUACUCCUCCUUUUAUCCCUGUGCCUCCGGUGCAUUUUACCUUUGGACUUUAUUUUCAGUUCUCGUUUUGAGUUUUUCACCAAACCUGACACCCAUAUGGUACAUGAGGCCCACUGGUGUUCAUUGAGGAAAGUCUUGCAGCCCCUUAUUUCAGUGGAUCCUCAAAGACAUCUCUGGGGUCUGGAGCAGCAAUCACUUCCCUGCACUGCAUCUUAAUGACAGAGGAGCGGAGAGGAGAGAUUGUGUCUCUCCGAGGAGUUGGUGGACUGGCAGGUCAGCAGACAUGGAGGAAGAAAUCAGAUCAACCUGAACCACCACCUUUUGUCACCAAGGCUGUCAGAGGGUCUCUCAACAUUCAACACGAGGGGUCAUCUGACAGGCUCCGCUGCUCAGAAAAACGCAACGAGAGUGAAAGGUCAAGGAUUUCUGCCAGCCAGACAGCAAGGUUGUCUGGGAUUCUCUUCUUCUUAGGAGACACCCCGGGGCAGACCCAGAACACAGAGGCGGAAUAACACCCCCUAACUGGAAACGCCUGAGGAUCGCAUGCCAGGUUGCUGAGUGUUUCCCAGUGCCAUCGACAAGGUACCAGAGGCAGGAAGGUCCAAAUUAAAACUUAUGUUGGCUCUGUCCGGGUUUGCUAACACCAGCUAAGCCUGUAAUUGAUAGGAACACACACACAGGAUCCAUUUCGUUUCAUCUGACUAAGAACUUGGAAAACUAUGAGAUAAUGAGGUGGCAGAGGGCAGUAUGGAGAGCAAUGGAGACUACGUCAUCUGUGGAUCUCUUGGGCCUGUACGCAAACUGAUGUUGAUCAAGAGUUCCACAGGAAACCCAUCCAGCAGCAGCAGUGAGGAUGAGGAGGACCUGAGUGCGGGGGACAGAGAAGGCUACAUCUGCGCCGUGUGUUUGGACGUCUACUUCAGCCCUUACAUGUGCCACCCCUGUAACCACAUCUUCUGUGAACCCUGUCUGAGGACGCUGGCGAAGAACAGCCCCACCAACACACCCUGCCCCCUCUGCAGAACAAUCAUCACGCACGUUUUCUUCCAGAAGGAGCUGAACCAAACAGCGAGGACAUUCUUCCCAAAGGAAUACCUUUCUCGGAAACAGAAUUUCCAGAAAGCAAGCUGUGCGAAGUGGCCUCUGCCGAGCUGCAGGAAACUCUUCCGCAUCUUUGGAGGCUUUCAGAGGCAGUCCAGUCCCAUCGCUCGACGCCAGUUCCCCCAUGGAGGAGGCUACCGUCUGGACACUCUGGACUUUGAGGACGACUCUCGAGGCUGGCGCUUUGACAUGGACAUGGUCAUCAUCUACAUCUACUCCGUCAACUGGGUCAUUGGCUUUUUCAUAUUUUGCUUCCUUUGCUACCUCUUCUUCCCUUCUUUUUGAACCUCCUGAAACACUCAGAAAGGAUGGAGACCCUAAAAGAAAUGACUAAAAUAAAGACUGAAAGAAGAAACAGAGGGCAGGGACCCUCAUGAUUGUAGUAGAGAGGGGGAAAGUGAGGUGAAAUGAAAGACAAUUAAAUUCAAGCAGAGCUUGGUGUGGUGGAGGGAAAAACAACAGAGUGUCAGCUUGUUGUCUCUCAUUAAUAAAUGAUUGAAAUGGGGAAAUGGUGUAUAGGGGGAUGUUUGGGAAUCCAAUGUUCUCUGGGCUCUGUUUC
Molecule: messenger RNA, 1686 nt
Organism: Cheilinus undulatus (humphead wrasse)
Lineage: Eukaryota; Metazoa; Chordata; Actinopteri; Labriformes; Labridae
Gene: rnf180a
Product: ring finger protein 180a
Exons: 11
Coding region: 774-1412 (212 amino acids)
Biological process (GO): protein polyubiquitination; norepinephrine metabolic process; serotonin metabolic process
Cellular component (GO): endoplasmic reticulum membrane
Molecular function (GO): ubiquitin protein ligase activity; ubiquitin conjugating enzyme binding
Source: RefSeq, a predicted model, not a curated record